Molecule: messenger RNA, 731 nt
Organism: Chelmon rostratus (copperband butterflyfish)
Lineage: Eukaryota; Metazoa; Chordata; Actinopteri; Chaetodontiformes; Chaetodontidae
Product: charged multivesicular body protein 1b-like
Exons: 8
Coding region: 13-615 (200 amino acids)
Biological process (GO): protein transport; endosome transport via multivesicular body sorting pathway; late endosome to vacuole transport
Cellular component (GO): ESCRT III complex; multivesicular body
Source: RefSeq, a predicted model, not a curated record
AAAGAGGCCACCAUGUCGAAUAUGGAGAAACACUUGUUCAACCUCAAGUUUGCUGCCAAGGAUCUACAGCGCAACUCCAAGAAAUGUGACAAAGAAGAAAAGGCAGAAAAGGCAAAAGUGAAGCAGGCUAUCCAGAAGGGUAAUAUGGAGGCAGCUAGGAUCCAUGCAGAAAAUGCCAUCCGUCAGAAGCAUCAGUCCAUUAACUUCCUGAGGAUGAGUGCUCGUGUGGAUGCUGUGGCUUCUCGGGUCCAGACUGCUGUCACAAUGAACCAGGUGUCUAAGUCCAUGUCAGGAGUGGUCAAGUCUAUGGAUGCUACACUCAAAAGCAUGAACUUGGAAAAGAUCUCUGCGUUAAUGGACAAGUUUGAAAACCAGUUUGAAACUCUUGAUGUGCAGACAGCUCAGAUGGAAGACACAAUGGGCAACACCACCACUCUGACAACACCUCAGAAUGAAGUGGAUAUGCUGUUGCAUGAGAUGGCUGAUGAAGCAGGGUUGGAUCUUAACCUGGAGCUCCCUGCAGGCCAGACUUCCUCGCUGGCUUCAUCUGUGGCAUCAACAGAGCAGGAUGAGCUCUCCCAGAGGCUGUCCAGGCUGCGAGACCAGGUGUCAUAAUGAUGCAGAAGAUGACGCGAUCGGGAGGAGGGAGAAGAAACGGGGAGAGAAAAAGUAGAAAGUAAACAAAUAAGGUGCCAUGUGCCUGCAAGCUCUGUGCCCUCCUCUGUGUUCCA